Molecule: messenger RNA, 351 nt
Organism: Hirsutella rhossiliensis
Lineage: Eukaryota; Fungi; Ascomycota; Sordariomycetes; Hypocreales; Ophiocordycipitaceae
Product: ribosomal protein s10p/S20e domain-containing protein
Exons: 3
Coding region: 1-351 (116 amino acids)
Biological process (GO): translation
Cellular component (GO): cytosolic small ribosomal subunit; ribosome
Molecular function (GO): RNA binding; structural constituent of ribosome
Source: RefSeq, a predicted model, not a curated record
AUGUCGUACCAGAAGCCUGACAAGGACCACGGCGAGGCUCCCAAGAGCCACAAGAUUCGCAUCACCCUCACCUCCAAAAAGGUCAACAUCCUCGAGAAGGUCUGCAGCGAGAUCAUCGAGCGCGCCAAGAGCAAGGACCUGCGCGCAAAGGGCCCCGUCCGCCUGCCGACCCAGACGCUCAAGAUCACCACCCGCAAGACCCCCUGCGGUGAGGGAUCCAAAACCUGGGACUGCUACGAGAUGCGCAUCCACAAGCGUCUCAUCGACCUCAACGCUCCCACCGAAGUCGUCAAGCAGAUCAUCGUCAACAUCGAUGCCGGUGUCGAGGUCGAGGUCACCAUUGCUGCCUAA